Messenger RNA from Phoenix dactylifera (date palm), 2184 nucleotides. RefSeq names its product NAD-dependent malic enzyme 2 (gene NAD-ME2). The record is from RefSeq and is a predicted model, not a curated record. Gene Ontology annotation, cellular component: mitochondrion. Lineage: Eukaryota; Viridiplantae; Streptophyta; Magnoliopsida; Arecales; Arecaceae. Gene Ontology annotation, biological process: pyruvate metabolic process; malate metabolic process. Gene Ontology annotation, molecular function: NAD binding; malate dehydrogenase (decarboxylating) (NAD+) activity.
GCUGCCACUACCUCUCAGUCGGUGAGAGAGAAGAAAAGAGAGGGAGAGAGAAAGAAGGCUUCGCUCAAUACCUUCUCCUCUUCUCUGAUCGGAUCUUGGAUAGAUUGUAUAUAAAAUCCGAUCGGAGGAUCUAAAUGUGGAAUCUUGCUCGCGCGGCAUGGAAUCUGAGGCAGACGCGGCGGCUGUCGGCAUCCAUCCCCGGCCCCUGUAUCGUCCACAAGCGCGGAACUGAUAUCCUCCACGAUCCGUGGUUCAAUAAGGAUACUGGUUUCCCUUUGACAGAAAGGGACCGGCUUGGACUCCGAGGCCUCCUACCACCUCGUGUUAUAUCAUUCGAGCAGCAAUAUGAACGUUUUAUGAAUUCAUAUCACUCAUUGGAGCAUAACACUCGAGGUUCACCUCCAUCUGCUGUAUCUUUAGCAAAGUGGAGGAUCCUGAACAGAUUGCAUGACCGAAAUGAAACAUUGUACUAUAGGGUCCUAAUUGAUAAUAUUAAAGAUUUUGCUCCAAUCAUAUACACUCCAACCGUGGGUUUAGUGUGUCAGAAUUAUGGAGGCUUGUUUAGACGUCCGCGUGGAAUGUAUUUCAGUGCGAAGGAUAAAGGAGAGAUGAUGUCUAUGAUCUAUAAUUGGCCAUCUCACCAGGUAGACAUGAUAGUGCUGACAGAUGGGAGCCGUAUUCUGGGCCUUGGUGACCUUGGUGUUCAGGGUAUAGGAAUACCAAUUGGAAAACUUGACAUGUAUGUAGCAGCUGCCGGCAUUAAUCCACAAAGAAUACUUCCUGUUAUGCUUGAUGUUGGAACCAACAAUCAAAAGCUUCUUGAAGAUGAUCUUUAUUUAGGACUACGACAACCUAGGCUUGAAGGAGAUGAAUAUUUAUCCAUUGUUGAUGAAUUCAUGGAAGCUGCAUUUGCACGUUGGCCAAAGGCAGUUGUGCAGUUUGAAGACUUCCAAAUGAAGUGGGCAUUUGAAACUCUGCAGCGAUAUCGUAAAAAAUUUUGCAUGUUUAAUGAUGACAUACAGGGAACAGCUGGUGUUGCACUAGCUGGAUUACUUGGAGCUGUAAGAGCACAAGGUCGACCUUUGAAGGACUUUGUAAAGCAGAAGAUUGUAGUAGUUGGAGCUGGAAGUGCAGGGAUAGGGGUGCUCAGCAUGUUAAAACAGGCUGCUGCAAGAAUGCUUGGAAGCAGUGAAAAUAUGGAGGCAAACAAUCAGUUCUGGCUGCUUGAUAAAGAUGGUCUUAUCACGAAAGAUAGAAAGGACAUUGAUCCUGCAGCUGCUCCGUUUGCUCGAGGCUUUGGUCCAGGAGAGGUUGAGGGCCUUCGAGAGGGGGCUACUCUCCUAGAAGUGGUUGAAAAAGUGAAGCCGCAAGUAAUUUUAGGAUUGUCUGGAGUUGGAGGUAUCUUUAAUGAGGAGGUGCUUAAGGCUAUGAGAGAAUCUGAUUCCUCACGCCCUGCAAUAUUUGCUAUGUCAAAUCCUACAAUGAAUGCUGAAUGCACUGCUGAGGAUGCAUUCAACUAUGCUGGAGAAAAUGUAAUAUUUGCUAGUGGAAGCCCUUUUGAAAAUGUUACUUUGGGAAAUGGGAAGAUAGGAUAUGCCAACCAAGCAAAUAACAUGUAUUUAUUUCCUGGAAUUGGUUUAGGAGCUCUUCUUUCAGGUGCUCGCCAUAUUUCAGAUGGCAUGCUUCAAGCUGCAGCUGAAUGUCUUGCAUCAUACAUCACGGAUGAAGAUAUCCAAAAAGGAAUCCUCUUCCCUUCUAUAUCUAGGAUAAGGCAUAUCACAACACAAGUUGGAGCUGCUGUUGUUCAUGCAGCUGUUGCUGAAGAUCUUGCUGAAGGACAUGGUGAUGUAGGUCUUAAAGAGCUGGCACACAUGUCAAAGGAGGAGAUAGCGAAGUUUGUAUCUCGCAACAUGUGGUACCCUAUCUAUAGCCCUCUUGUUCAAGAGAAAUGAAGCGGGCAUUUUUAUGAGAUUUGACAAUCCCUAUUCAAAUGAUUUUUUCUCUUUUUUGGUUUCUGCCUCUCAUUUUUCUUAGUAUACCUUGAAUAGGGCUUUGGGAGGCAAGUUCUGAAAGAUGCUAUGAUCUAAAUAAAUUUUGUUACUUGUUAUCUUAUAACAUGAUCUGGAGUUUGUCAAUUAUGUUACAUUAGACACAUCUUAUGGAACUCGUUCUGUUUAUGAGAAA